ACACCCCUCUCAGCACUGAGGCACCACACUGUGUCCUGGAAGCUGCUUGUGACUAACACAAAGACUCUCGAUAAACACACACACACACACACACUCUCACUCGCUAGCGCUUACACACACACACACAAUGGAUGUCAAAGUUGUGGUGAUGAUGCUUUUCCUCAUCGUGACUAUGAAGGACUCGGAGACUGAAGCGAAGCCCAUCAGCCUGUUGGAGAGGUGCUGGUGCCGCUCGACGCUCAACACCGUCCCACAGAGGAGCAUCCGCGAGAUCAAGUUCCUCCACACACCCCACUGCCCCUUCCAAGUCAUAGCCAAGCUGAAGAACAAUAGAGAGGUCUGCAUCAACCCCAAGACCAAAUGGCUGCAGCAGUAUCUAAAGAACGCCAUUAGCAAGAUAAAGAAGUCAAAACAGCGUGAAAACUAAAGGCGGCGGGGGUGUGAGGAGAGCCAGCGUGUGUCUCUGACCUCUGUAUUACGUGUGCACCUCACACACACACACACACACACACACACACACACAUGCACACGCACCAUCUGUCCCUGUGUGGACUGCUUGCACAAACAGCACUUCGCCUACGAACGCCUUUAUUCCUGCACCCGAAGCCAACCACACACACACACACACACACACACACACACACACAGCACCAUUUUACCAUUGUGAGAUUUCGGGCUUGUACAGGCGUGUACGCUGAACUGAACUGAGUGGCUGAAUGUGGACAAAAAAAUGUUUUUGUGCUUUCUAUAUGCAUUCGCUUUGUGCCUUUUUUAAAAAUAAUAAGUUGCUGAUCAGUGUUGUGGUGAAUUAAGAAGGAAAGAGAGAGAGCGCGAGAAAGAGAGAGAGAGAGAGAGAGAGAGAGAGAGAGAGAGAGAGACAGAGAGCGCGUGUGAGAGAGAGAAAGAGAGAGAGGAAAGAGUAGCAGUCAUGCAUAAAACUCUAAAAAUGAAAGGAACAGUUUGAUAAAAAAAAUUAAAUGUCGAAAGUUUUCUUCAGGAGCUAUGACUCUAAUGUAGCUAACAUAUAAGAGUCGUAUAGCUACCAGCUUAGCAUCAUGUUUAGAUCAUCAUUGUCAUUCAGCAUCCAGACUUCUGGUACCUGACGCUAUAGGACACCCGCGUCCUCUAUAAAAGUGGAUAAAGUGUUAAAAAAUGUCACACAAGACCGCCAUCGGGCUCUGACAGGAGGCGUGACUUAUAGCUUGAAGGUGUAGCUGUGUGUUAGAAGUGAUUCAGCUAAACUGAUAGCUAUGUGUUAGCUACACUAGCCUCGUAGCUUUAACUAAAUACACAAAAUCUGCUCGCCCAAGAGCACUGAUACGGGAUUAGGAAGUUUUGUUUGGAGAUGUUUCACUACGACACUUUCAGUGACUUCAGUAAGAUUCUUCUUUUCUUUCGAUGUUGCCUCAUUAAGAAUCACAUGAUGGUCUUCCAUGCACUGGCAUAGCUAGUUUAUUUUUGCUUACACUUUCUACAAGGCCGUAUUUACAUUUAUAAAUCAUUAGAACUUUUUAGGAUUUUUCGUGAACUCUAAUAAAGCCUCAUGCUUUCAAACUCGGAUAAGUAAGGGAUAAAACAUUUGGAGAGUGCUAUUAUAGGUGCUGACACUGGAGACUCCUUCCGUAAACGUUAAAUAAACAGCUUUCCUCACAGAAGACUUCACUAUAUCAACAAGUACGUGAGUUUUUCCCACAAAACAAGCCAUUAUGUAAUUGUUAUUAUAGAAUGGUAACAUUUUAGAUUAAUAUAAUCGUUCUGACCAAUCAGAAUCAAAUGAAUUACGUUAAAGGAGGCUUUAUUCAGUCGUAAACAUGCUUACAAUGCAUUAUUAUUACAUCAUCAUAAGCUUUAUAGAAAGUGUUAGCAUGUAUUAUUUGCUUAAAAAAAUGACAUAACUUCAUGUUAUCAGGAAUUUUUUCUUUUUUUUUAAUAAUGCAACUUUCACAACAAUGCAAUCUCUCUUGGCAGCUGCUAAUUUUUUUUUUUUUUUCCAUUUUUAAAAAACCUGUGCUUAUGAAAUAUUAUAUAGCGCAUCUCCUUACAGCCAGAUGUUUUAUUCUGUUGUGUUUGCACGUCUGAUCAUGAUGUAGGCUUGUUGUUUGUUGUUAAAGUGAAGGUUGGAUCAGUAAAAGGAGACGAAUUUAAAUUCAUUGUGGAAAUAGUAUAAUUAAUUAUGAGUGGAAUAGGUUUGAAAUUUAAAACAAAACAAAACAACAAAAUUAUUCCAUAUGUGAAUAACUGAUUUUUCUUUUAUUGAUUCAACUUUUCACUUGAUUGUGUAUUGUAUUACAAAUGCAUCAUAAUUAUGGACCAAAUGUCACCCAUACAUCAGAUUCUCAACCUUUAGAACUGUAAAUAGUCAGAGAAUCGGGUGAUAUUUUAGCGUUUGGCCUCAUAUUUCCUUAAGAUAUUUCCAUAAUUAUGAACAUAUUUAGUGCCAUUUAGUUAUUAACGAACGUUAUCUCACUUUAAACAUGGUUUAUUUUCAUAUGAGUGAACCUAUGAGGGGAGUGUUAUUAUAUGAAAUCAUACGACUCAUAAGGGAUCCGGAAAAAAAAAACAACAUCUAAUCACACAUUUCCAGCGUAAGAGCCAUUAUCCCGCCGGAUGACGAGCAACUCCUAAACCCCUGCUUAUUAACUGUGUAAUCGUAAUGGGAUAACAAUAACAUGUGGAUAUGAUUUCCAAGGGAAUGAAACAUGUGCUUUUUAUCAGGCCAAUACAAUAAGCACUUCACUGCUGUACAUGAAUUUUUUUUUUUUUUUUUCACUUUUCUAUAAUUUAAAGAAAAAAAAAAAAAAAAAAAAAAAAAAGG
Messenger RNA from Pangasianodon hypophthalmus (striped catfish), 2815 nucleotides. RefSeq names its product chemokine (C-X-C motif) ligand 12b (stromal cell-derived factor 1) (gene cxcl12b). Gene Ontology annotation, molecular function: chemokine activity; chemoattractant activity. Gene Ontology annotation, cellular component: extracellular region. The record is from RefSeq and is a predicted model, not a curated record. Lineage: Eukaryota; Metazoa; Chordata; Actinopteri; Siluriformes; Pangasiidae. The coding region runs from base 128 to 427 and encodes 99 amino acids. The transcript is spliced from 4 exons. Gene Ontology annotation, biological process: defense response; axon guidance; immune response.